AUUCACUCCAAGACAACCAGGCUUCAAGUAAAGUAUGGUCACCAUCCCAUUUGUCGGGCUUUGCCUGGCAUUUUUGGCCGUUCCAUCGGCACAAAUCACGCCAAAGAAGAACCUAACAAUUGGAGGGAUCUUUGACAUUGAUACUGACGUAGCAGCGGACAGCUCAGCCAACAUGAUCCCAGCUGUAAAAAUGGCGCUGAAGCAUGUCAAUGAAGACCCGAAUAUCCUUAAAGACUAUCACAUCAACCUCGAAAUCAAGGACGUUAAGUGCAAAAACGAAUACUCAAUCAAAGCACUCAUCGAUUACAUGCGAGAAGACAAGCAAAAGAUAAUGAUCAUCGGUCCCGGAUGUUCGGAGUCAGCCGAGCCUUUCGCGAAAGCCGUUCAUUUCUAUAAUCUCAUCCAGAUCUCCAUGGCCAAUGCAAAUCCUGCUUUAGGAUGCAAAAAGAUCUACAAAACCUUCGUACGAACAGUACCACCAGAACACUACCAAAAUAUGGGUCGUGUGGGGCUAAUACAAAAGUUCGAUUGGCACCAAGUUGGCAUAGUCCAAGAGUCUCUAGAUACAUUUCUCGGUCUAGCGAAUGAUCUUGUUAAGAGGCUUAAAAAGGCAAACAUUAGUAUAGUAUCUCAUGAGAUCUUUAAGGGCGAUGGAGGAAGUCUAGCUAUUGAAAAUCUUAAGAGAAAAGACGCGCGUAUCAUGUUUGGGAUGUUUCGAGAAACCACAGCUCGUCAAGUGAUGUGUCAGGCCUACAAGCAAGGUAUGUGUGGACCAAAGUACGUGUGGGUUCUAAUGUCCGGUAGCUAUCGACCAAACUGGUGGACUGUCAACGACACAAGCUGCACGCCCGAACAAGUCCGGGAAGGGCUUGGGAACUACUUUGGCACCAAGGCCCUGUUGUAUGAUGGGAAUGGUGGAAAUACAAUUGCCAAAAGAACGAUAAAAAAGUUAGAAGAUGAAUAUCUCGCAGAAGCUCUCAAAAGUUAUAAAGAACCAAAUCCAUACGCAUCGUUUGCUUACGAUGCGGUGUGGACGGCUGCUCUCGCCCUGCAAAACUCACUCAGCAAGUUUGACAAAUAUAACGAGACAAAGGGUUGUGGAUUGGAGGACUUUACGUAUGAAAAUCAAUUCAUGGCAGACAUGUUCUUGAAUAGCAUUAAGACCGUUAGCUUUCAAGGAAUGUCGGGUAACCUCAUUUUUGACAAAAAGUUCGAACGACUUGGAACACUUCAGAUUGAGCAAUUACAAGAUAAUAAGCUUACUAACAUUGGAAUGUUUUGUAUGGUAACAAAGAAACUAAAGCUGUUGGAUAACGCAGAGCCUAAAUGGCAAGGACAAAGUAAACCAGUUUGUCAUGCAGACAGAAUCCAAACUCAUCGUUACAUCGAACAGGGAGUGUUCUAUUUUAUGUCAUCCUUCUGUGCUGUGGGGAUAUUAAUGGCAGUCACUUUCCUGGUAUUCAACGUUCGAUAUAGCCAUAUAAGGUAUAUCAAGAUGUCCAGUCCUCGUCUUAAUAACAUCAUCCUUACCGGGUGUAUCUUGAUUUACGCCUCGGGUAUUGCAGCCGGUGUCGAUGGGCAAUUUGUUUCUGAGAAAGCACAAAAACUUAUAUGCCAGGUACAAGCAUGGAUGGUGUCCAUUGGAUUCACGUUGGCGUUUGGCGCACUGUUUUCCAAAACCUGGAGAGUACACGUGAUUUUCUUGAACAAGACAGAGAGAAAGGUGAUCAAAGACCAUCAGCUGUUUGGUCUUGUGGUGGCCUUCCUAGUCAUUGAUGUCAUUGUUCUGAUCUGUUGGCAAGUUUUGGAUCCACUGUACGUGACCGUUGUUGACAUGAUGCCCGAGAUCCUCAAAGACGGUGAUGCGAUUUUGUUACCUCAAUACAGUCACUGCACAUGCAAACAUAUGACGGUCUGGACAGGAAUACUGUAUGGAUACAAGGGAUUCCUUCUCGUCUUCGGUACCUACCUGGCUUGGGAGACUAGAAAGGUUUCAAUCGCAGUGUUGAACGACUCCAAGACGAUUGGUAUCUCCAUCUAUAACGUCAUCGUCCCAUGCAUUCUUGUCAUUCCUAUUUUGCACGUGAUCAAAGACAAUGUCAGCAUCGUCUACGGCAUGAUGUCGCUACUUUGCGUCCUUUGUACCACUGUUACGCAAUGCCUCAUCUUUGUGCCCAAGGUGAUGUACAUUAUGAACAAGAAGCCAGGCGAUGAUGAUGGCUCGCAGUUCAGCACCCUUCCGGCUAAAAGUGGUAAAAAUUCAUCUGAGUCUAACAUGAGCCAAAGUUAUGAUUCAUCAUGCUCUUCCGUUACUAGCGUGCCCCACGCUCCCAGAAACGAUGCUUAUUCUUUCAAAGGUAAAGAUGAAGAGCCUCCAUUGUCAACUAAAGAUGUAAACAUCAUCAACAACGGAGAAGCGAAACAAAACAAUGCUUGAUUACAAACAGAGUCCCGGUGAUUUUUUGACAUUUAUUUUGUUACACCUCUUUGAAUAACCAAGUUACGAAUUUUACCUCAGUAGUCAUACACAAAGGAAUCAAGGCGUGGUACCAUGCACAGAGCUCCGUCAUUCGUGAAAAGACAAUAGUUUUUCACGAUUGACUGAGCUUUAUGCACGGCGGCUUGUCUUGAUUCUUUUGUGUGGAAACUAGCAGUAAACUAGUGUCAGCUGCGUCAGUGUUUCUGAAGAAACAGUUGUGUUGAUGUUUUCCCGUACCAUAUUCAAGCUUUUAUUAUUCAUCGUGUAUAAGUCAUUGUGGUGGACGAAAUCUUAUUUAUAAAUUUCUUUUACUGACACAAUUAAGUCGGCUUUAGAUAUUUUGUUUCAGUGGCGAUACACAAAACAAAACAAUGGAUAAUCUUGAUUUAUUCUUUUAUUUCCCCGGAGCUUCGUCUGCAAUUCUUUUGUGCAUGGUCACUGAAACAAAAUAUCUAAAGUCGGCUAUUAUAAGUUAAGCGUUUGAACCUGUCCUAAGGAUUUUUUUAUGUAAUAUAUAUAAGCAAUGGGUAUACAGCUAUUUCAAAAAACGUUG
Exaiptasia diaphana is the source of this 3032-nucleotide messenger RNA. RefSeq names its product gamma-aminobutyric acid type B receptor subunit 2-like. The record is from RefSeq and is a predicted model, not a curated record. NCBI's taxonomy places the organism in Eukaryota, Metazoa, Cnidaria, Anthozoa, Actiniaria, Aiptasiidae. Bases 35 to 2437 code for a protein of 800 amino acids. Gene Ontology annotation, biological process: G protein-coupled receptor signaling pathway; gamma-aminobutyric acid signaling pathway. Gene Ontology annotation, molecular function: G protein-coupled GABA receptor activity. The transcript is spliced from 17 exons. Gene Ontology annotation, cellular component: membrane; G protein-coupled receptor heterodimeric complex.